Panicum virgatum (switchgrass) is the source of this 1305-nucleotide messenger RNA. RefSeq lists its product as uncharacterized. Lineage: Eukaryota; Viridiplantae; Streptophyta; Magnoliopsida; Poales; Poaceae. The record is from RefSeq and is a predicted model, not a curated record. The transcript is spliced from 3 exons. Bases 16 to 1035 code for a protein of 339 amino acids.
UAUUUAUUGUCUUAUAUGCACCUUGUAUUUUGUGUUUUUGAGAUAUACAUCUUCCUCGAAUUGGACGCGAAUACAUGGAGAGAGAGAGAGAGACUGGGCUGGGCUGAAUCCGACCAACCCCAUCGCGGUUGGGGCCGGGCUUGCUUUCAUCCGCUUCGCACUCCAACUCCGCUCGCUUUCGGUUUCCUUCCCCUCCUUUCCCCAUCCGCCUCCCUCGCUCUCGCUCGCUUCGCAGAUCUCCACCCGGCUGCGCGGCGCCCGGGGGGGUGGGUGAGUAAGGCUCGUCGCGGACCGCGUCCCGGCGGCGGCGGUGCCGAGCUGACUGGUUCCGUGGGUUGGUCGAGUGAUGGACGGCGGCGGGCUGCGGUGGACCGCGGAGGAGGCGUCCACCAUCGGGGGCAUCGCCACGGUGUCGCUGCUGCACUCCUUCAUCCCCACGCACUGGCUCCCCUUCUCCAUCGUCGCGCGCGCGCAGCGGUGGCCGCUCUCCCGCACCCUCCUCCUGCAUUUGGAGGUGUUCUUCAUGUUGUUUCUACGGCGCUACUUGGGAUAACUGCAGUUACUAUGGCAAACACUAUAGCCGGCGAAGAAACUGUGCAUAAACUUGCCUCAUUGUUGCUGAUUUUUCUUGGAGGAAGUUAUAUACUGUUGUUUGCCUUAGGAAAAGGUGGCCAUAGCCAUGCUCAUAACCAUCCAAUGGAAAAGAUGGCAGUCGCUGGUCUUGUCCUGGUUCCUGCAUUAUCACCCUGUGCAACAACCCUUCCAGUUUUCCUUGCUGUUGGAAACUCUUCCUCAAUGAUGAUUCUUGCCAUCAUUGUGCUCCUCUUCAGCACCAUUACCGUGAUGACAUCCCUGGUGGCCCUCUCAUUCUACGGUGCUAGCCAAAUCAAGUUCCACUGGGUCGAGCGGUAUGACAAGAUCCUCGUCGGCACGGUCCUGUGCCUUGUCGGAAUUUUAACAUAUGUGUUCCAUCAUCAUGACGGUGAUGAGCACUCUCUCCAUGAGCAUGUGCACCGGAAACUCGUGUCCCCAUAGGUGACUAGUAGAUAGUGAAUGAAGUUCCAUAUGUUUGUCAAAAAUUUGAUGUUGUUCCCUAACCGUUCUGAACAAUGGAUGCUGUAUAUGAUCUGAUUAUCGACCCAUGUGAGUUCAUCUGCCUUUCAGGCUUUGCUGGGAAUUCAUAUCGACCGAUGUAUUGAAUACGGUUUGCAGUUUUGGAAACUGCGUGAAGUUUGUACCCUUGCGCUGUACACUUUACAAACUACAAAGUGGUUCACUUAUUCAACUUGUUGAGAAGCGAUUCAA